Messenger RNA from Brassica napus (rape), 2514 nucleotides. RefSeq names its product receptor like protein 27-like. The transcript has a single exon. Bases 1 to 2514 code for a protein of 837 amino acids. NCBI's taxonomy places the organism in Eukaryota, Viridiplantae, Streptophyta, Magnoliopsida, Brassicales, Brassicaceae. The record is from RefSeq and is a predicted model, not a curated record. Gene Ontology annotation, molecular function: protein binding.
AUGAAAGUUCAUUUGCCUGUUUUCUCCAUGACUAGUUUGUUUUGGUGUGUAUUUGUCUCCAUCUUCUUAGUUAAUACUCUUGUUUCUGUGCCAUUUCCUCUUCCCAACCAAAUAGAGAUCCUUCUGGCUUUCAAGAAGGAGUUUCUAUCGCCAACCUGCAGCCCUACGGUGCUAAGCUCCUGGACAAAAAACACUCGCUCUUUCGAUGGGGUUGUGUUUGAUAACGAGACCGGUGUAGUGACGGAGCUACACCUUUCUGAAGCAUGUCUCAAAGGCACCAUCAAGAACAAUAGUAACCUCUUCAAAUUCCAUCACCUCAGGUAUCUCGAUCUCUCUUAUAACCACUUUGAAGACUCUUUCCCUUCUGAAUUUGGCAACCACUUUGAAGAAUACUCUUUCCCCUCUGAAUUUGGCGGACUCGCCAACUUAGAGUUCUUGAACUUUCGCUAUAGUGGCUUGGUUGGCGAAGUUCCAUUAUCAAUUCAUAACCUAAGCCGCCUAACCUUCUUGGACCUUUCACAAAACGAUCUCACUGGUGGCUUUCCCCUUAUAUAUAAUUUAUCCAAGCUUUCCUAUUUAAACCUUUCCUAUAAUAACUUUAUUGGAACCAUUCCUUCUUCUCUUCUCACCAUGCCUUCCCUUUUAAACCUUGAUUUGCGACAAAACGGUCUCAGAGACCCACCUGAAAAUCUAAAUUCUUCUUCAUCCUCUAAGCUUGAAAGGUUAUACCUAGGCGGAAACCUUUUUAGUGGUCGGAUACUAGAGCCUAUCUCAAAGUUAGUCAAGCUCACGUCUCUAGACCUGUCAUUUCUCAACAUGAUCUACCCAAUCAACAUAGUUUUCUUGCCACUCAAGUCUUUGGAGUAUUUGGAUCUUUCCGGCAAUACUCUAUCAAGGCUUAAUACCAGUUCCACUGACCACGCCUUACCAAAGUUGGUCGAACUGAAGUUGUCCUACUGCAACAUCUUCGAGUUCCCCAAAUUUCUUAUGACUUUACAGUCUCUGGAGUAUUUGGAUCUUUCCUGGAAUAAUCUGUUAAGGCUUAAUACCAGUUCCGACCACGCUUUAACAAAGUUGAUCGAACUGAACUUGUCCAACUGCAGCAUCUCCGAGUUCCCCAACUUGUCGAAGACUCUAAACUUGCAGCAUUUAGACAUUUCAAACAAUAGGCUCAAAGGAAAAGUGCCUGCAUGGUUAUGGACUUUGCCUGUGACCAGAUUGUCUCUGUAUCACAACUCCCUCAAUGGUUUUGAAGGUUCGCGAGAAGUGCUCCUAAAUUCGUCUCUUGAAAUGUUAGAUUUGGCGUCAAACACCUUUGGAGGGCCUUUUCCUAUUCUUCCACCAACCAUCGACUAUGUGGUUGCAUCAAAUAAUAAUUUCACAGGGGAGUUACCUCUUUCACUAUGCAGUCCAAGGAAACUAAGUCUCCUUGAUCUAUCGUCAAACAAUUUCAGUGGUCCAAUUCCCGGAUGCUUGGGUGAUUCAAUAAAUGGAGAGAUGAAUCUCCGUAAGAACAACCUUAACGGGAACCUUCCCCAUGAAUUAUGCAGAAGUGGCUCACUAAUAACAAUUGACGUUGGCCACAAUCAAAUAAGUGGGAAGCUUCCCAGGUCACUUGUAAACUGCAAAAGCCUAGAGGUUCUAAACGUGGAGAGCAAUCAAAUCAAUGAAACAUUUCCUUUCUGGUUGAAGUAUUUGCCGAAUCUGAAAGUGCUCGUCCUACGAUCAAACAGGUUCCAUGGUCCUAUAUCUUCUCCUCAAUAUCCCCUGAUGUUUUCGAAACUGAGGAUAAUUGACAUAUCGCUUAACAUGUUUGACGGGAGCCUUCCACCAAAUUACUUUGUGAACUGGAGUACAUCUCUGGUGAGUAUCUUUGAAGAUUAUCGACAGGGAGAUAACAGGAGGGUUAAGUUCAGAUUCCACCAUUCUUUGUCUUCGGGAAACAAAGUAAAAAACAUUGAGUUGGUUAGGAUCCUAAACACUUUUGCAGCUGUUGAUUUCUCUGUAAACAGAUUUGGAGGAGAGAUUCCAGAAUCCGUAGGUCUCUUGACCUCGCUGCUUCUCCUAAACUUAUCCAACAACGGUUUCACCGGUCAUAUUCCAUCUUCUAUGGGCAACCUCUCAAAUCUCGAGUCACUGGAUAUACGUCGAAACCAACUUUCAGGGACAAUUCCACAAGGCUUAGCACGUCUCUCGUUCUUGGAGUAUAUUAAUGUAUCAUAUAACAAACUCACUGGCCAAAUACCACAGGGUACACAGAUUGUAGGCCAACCUGAGUCUGCAUUUAAAGGGAAUAUCGAUCUAUGUGGCCUUCCUCUUCAAAAGAGUUGCUUCAGGGAUAAUGUAUCAGCAACAACACAUACACACCAUAUAAAACCCUCAAAAGAAUCAUCUCAUGCUUCCAAAGCUAUGCUGCAUACCCUCAAUUCCCGUAACCCCUUGCUGCUAUUCUCGUUCCUUAUAGUCUUCUCUCUUUCUCUAUUCCAAUUUCACCAAGUUUGUAGCUACUUCUGA